UUGGUUGUGGACCACAAACGAAGCUACAAAGUUCUCAGCCGCUUUGGAAACAACUUCCUGCAAAGAUUUGAAGGAGCGGUUAUCAACAACCCCAUUUUAAGUGGAAUGACUCUACUGGAUACACCUGGGGUACUCUCCGGUACCAAGCAGACCAUAUCACGUGGUUACGACUUCACGGGAGUAGUUAGUUGGUUCGCAGAGAGAGUGGAUAUGAUCGUACUCUUGUUUGAUGCGCACAAGUUGGAUAUCUCGGACGAAUUCCAGAGGGUAAUUGAGGCGUGUAAAGGGAAUGAUACUAAGGUUCGUAUUGUGUUGAACAAAGCUGAUAAAGUCACAAAUCAACAGCUGAUGAGGGUAUAUGGUGCUCUGAUGUGGUCGCUUGGAAAAGUUUUGGGAACACCCGAAGUAGCUAGAGUUUACAUUGGAUCAUUCUGGGAUCAGCCCUACUCCAAUGAUGAAAACCGGAAAUUGUUUGAAGCGGAAGAGGAGGAUUUGUUUAAAGACAUCCAGUCAGUUCCAAGAGGAGCAAUUAUACGAAAACUAAACGAUCUCAUCAAACGAUGCCGACUGGCAAAAACACACGCUUACAUCAUAGCACACCUGAAAGAGGAGAUGCCUGCAAGUUUUUGGUAAGGAAGCAAUAACAGAAGCACGUACACUUAACCAGCCAUUUUCGAACAGAUACAGAGAGCGACUGGCCUUCCUGCUGGCGACUUUCCGAAUGUUGAAGAUUUCUCGGUGUCUCUCAAGAAAUGCGACUUUUCUAAGUUCAAACCUUUGAACCAGGGACUGAUUGAUGCGCUGGAUAAGAUGAUAGCGACGGAGCUGCCACGUCUCAUGGCACAAGUUCCGCAGGAUCAAGAGGUGUUUCACGAGGAUUACAUGCGCAACCUCAACAAGCGCGAGGGAGGAGCGCUGUACGAUGAUGACACCACACCGUUUGAUGGAGGAACCCUGACAUUUCCUCCACUCACCAGUGCCGGUCAAUGGACUACCAGUACGAGUUUUGAACAGUUGGUACCAGAUUCUGAUGGUAAAAUUAAUGGGACUCAAGCAAAACAGCCGAUGCAGGACUCAAAACUUCCCAAUACUCUCAAGAGAAUAUGGCAGCUCGGCGACGUCGAUAAAGACGGAAAACUUGAUAUUCGGGAAUUCGCCAUUGUCCGACACCUCAUCAAACUUAAACUUGAUGGACAUGAAUUGCCUGUCGAGGUGCCUAAGAUUUGGCUGGAAGGUUUAGAAAUUGAUGAUUACAAACGUUAAGACUUCCAUUUUCUUGAAUAAAAUAGUACUCAAGAAGUCAUGUAGAUAGCAAUAUUGUCACCGAAGAGGAAUUGUACAGAAGCAAUGUUCUGUUUUGCUGAACAGUUGCAGUCUGUGGUAUAUUAUGAUCGGCUUGGGAUCGAAGUUUUGAUGAUGACUGAGAGAAAGAGAGCAAUGUAUGAAACUGUGAACGAAAUGUUGUGUUAGAAAUACUAAUAGUUUAUAGAUUACAAUGCUUUACGAUAUAUUUCUUUGUUCACAAUUUAAAGUUUCCUUAUUUUAAAGUUUAGUAAUGUAGAAUAAUAUUGUACUCGAAUAAUGGUUAUUUAUAGGCAACUGUUCUUAUAUGUACGGCGAA
Messenger RNA from Bolinopsis microptera, 1621 nucleotides. Its product is annotated as EH domain-containing protein 1-like. Gene Ontology annotation, cellular component: cytoplasm; plasma membrane. Gene Ontology annotation, biological process: endocytosis; endosomal transport. Gene Ontology annotation, molecular function: protein binding; GTP binding; calcium ion binding. NCBI's taxonomy places the organism in Eukaryota, Metazoa, Ctenophora, Tentaculata, Lobata, Bolinopsidae. The record is from RefSeq and is a predicted model, not a curated record.